Messenger RNA from Marmota flaviventris (yellow-bellied marmot), 3026 nucleotides. NCBI's taxonomy places the organism in Eukaryota, Metazoa, Chordata, Mammalia, Rodentia, Sciuridae. The record is from RefSeq and is a predicted model, not a curated record.
GUCUUUCCUCAUAAAGCUUCAAGUUCUGACCCAGUUCAAGGUUGCAUAUCUAAAGGCAGGGUCCUUAAUUGGGCUGCCAUCAAUAACCUGCAGCCAUGAGUUCCGACGCUGAGAUGGCCAUUUUUGGGGAGGCUGCUCCUUACCUCCGAAAGUCUGAAAAGGAGCGCAUUGAAGCCCAGAACAAACCUUUCGAUGCCAAGACAUCAGUCUUUGUGGCGGACCCUAAGGAGUCCUUUGUAAAAGCAAUAGUGCAGAGCAGGGAAGGGGGGAAGGUGACAGCAAAGACCGAAGCUGGAGCUACUGUAACAGUGAAAGAUGACCAAGUCUUUCCCAUGAACCCUCCCAAAUAUGACAAGAUCGAGGACAUGGCCAUGAUGACCCACCUGCACGAGCCUGCUGUGCUGUACAACCUCAAAGAGCGUUAUGCAGCCUGGAUGAUCUACACCUACUCAGGCCUAUUCUGUGUCACUGUCAACCCCUACAAGUGGUUGCCAGUGUAUAAUGCAGAGGUGGUAACAGCCUACCGAGGCAAAAAGCGCCAGGAGGCCCCGCCCCACAUCUUCUCCAUCUCUGACAAUGCCUAUCAGUUCAUGCUGACUGAUCGGGAAAAUCAGUCUAUCUUAAUCACUGGAGAAUCUGGUGCAGGGAAGACUGUGAACACCAAGCGUGUCAUCCAGUACUUUGCAACAAUUGCAGUUACUGGGGAGAAGAAGAAGGAGGAGGCAACCUCUGGAAAAAUGCAGGGGACUCUGGAAGAUCAAAUCAUCAGUGCCAACCCCCUACUGGAGGCCUUUGGCAAUGCCAAGACCGUGAGGAAUGACAACUCCUCUCGCUUUGGUAAAUUCAUCAGGAUCCACUUUGGCACUACAGGGAAACUGGCUUCUGCUGAUAUUGAAACAUAUCUUCUAGAAAAGUCCAGAGUUACUUUUCAGCUAAAGGCAGAAAGAAGCUACCAUAUUUUUUAUCAAAUCAUGUCUAAUAAGAAGCCAGAUCUAAUUGAAAUGCUCCUGAUCACUACCAACCCAUAUGACUAUGCCUUCGUCAGUCAGGGGGAGAUCACAGUGCCCAGCAUAGAUGAUCAAGAAGAGCUGAUGGCCACAGAUAGUGCCAUUGACAUUCUGGGUUUCACUUCUGAGGAAAGAGUAUCCAUCUAUAAGCUCACAGGGGGUGUCAUGCAUUAUGGGAACAUGAAAUUCAAGCAAAAGCAGCGUGAGGAACAAGCUGAGCCAGAUGGCACUGAAGUUGCUGACAAGGCAGCCUAUCUCCAGAGUCUGAACUCUGCUGACCUGCUCAAAGCCCUCUGCUACCCCAGGGUCAAGGUCGGCAAUGAAUAUGUCACCAAAGGCCAGACUGUGCAACAGGUGUACAAUGCAGUGGGUGCUCUCGCUAAAGCUGUCUAUGAGAAGAUGUUCUUAUGGAUGGUCACCCGCAUCAACCAGCAGUUGGACACCAAGCAGCCCAGGCAGUACUUCAUUGGGGUCUUGGACAUCGCUGGCUUUGAAAUCUUUGAUUUCAACAGCCUGGAGCAGCUGUGCAUCAACUUCACCAACGAGAAACUGCAACAGUUCUUCAACCACCACAUGUUCGUGCUGGAGCAAGAGGAGUACAAGAAGGAAGGCAUUGAGUGGGAGUUCAUUGACUUUGGGAUGGACCUGGCUGCCUGCAUUGAGCUCAUCGAGAAGCCCAUGGGCAUCUUCUCCAUCCUAGAAGAGGAGUGCAUGUUCCCCAAGGCAACAGACACCUCCUUUAAGAACAAGCUGUAUGAACAGCACCUGGGCAAGUCUGCCAACUUCCAGAAGCCCAAGGUAGUCAAAGGCAAGGCUGAGGCCCACUUCUCACUGGUGCACUAUGCAGGCACUGUGGACUACAACAUUGCUGGCUGGCUGGACAAGAACAAGGACCCCCUGAAUGAGACCGUGGUUGGGUUGUAUCAGAAGUCUUCAAUGAAAACUCUAGCUUAUCUCUUUUCUGGAGCUGCAGCUGCUGCUGAAGCAGAGUCUGGUGGAAAGAAAGCUGGCAAGAAGAAGGGUUCUUCUUUCCAGACCGUGUCUGCUCUCUUCAGGGAGAAUUUAAAUAAGCUGAUGACCAAUCUGAGGAGUACUCACCCCCACUUUGUAAGGUGCAUCAUCCCCAAUGAAACCAAAACUCCUGGUGCCAUGGAGCAUGAACUUGUCUUGCACCAGCUGAGGUGUAAUGGUGUGCUGGAAGGCAUCCGCAUCUGUAGGAAAGGAUUCCCAAGCAGAAUCGUCUAUGCAGACUUCAAACAGAGAUACAAGGUAUUGAAUGCAAGUGCUAUCCCUGAAGGACAAUUCAUUGAUAGCAAGAAGGCUUCUGAGAAGCUCCUUGGGUCCAUUGACAUUGACCACACCCAGUAUAAAUUUGGUCACACUAAGGUCUUUUUCAAAGCUGGUCUUCUGGGGCUCCUAGAGGAGAUGCGAGAUGACAAGCUGGCCCAACUGAUUACCCGCACCCAGGCCAUGUGCAGAGGGUUCUUGGCAAGAGUGGAAUACCAGAAGAUGGUGGAGAGACGAGAGUCUAUCUUCUGUAUCCAGUACAAUGUCCGUGCUUUCAUGAAUGUCAAGCACUGGCCCUGGAUGAAGCUAUAUUUCAAGAUCAAGCCCCUUCUCAAGAGUGCAGAGACAGAGAAGGAGAUGGCCAACAUGAAAGAAGAAUUUGAAAAAACUAAAGAAAGCCUUGCAAAGGCUGAGGCCAAAAGAAAAGAACUAGAAGAAAAAAUGGUUGCUCUGAUGCAAGAGAAAAAUGACCUGCAACUCCAGGUUCAAUCUGAAGCAGAUAGCUUGGCUGAUGCAGAGGAAAGAUGUGACCAGCUGAUCAAAACCAAAAUCCAGCUUGAGGCCAAGAUCAAAGAGGUGACCGAGAGAGCUGAGGAUGAGGAAGAGAUCAACGCUGAGCUGACUGCCAAGAAGAGGAAACUGGAAGAUGAAUGCUCAGAACUGAAGAAAGACAUUGAUGACCUUGAGUUGACACUGGCCAAGGUUGAAAAGGAGAAGCAUGCCACAGAGAAC